GUUAUGGGACGAUAUGUAACAAAAAUUAACAUCGAAAUGAAAUAAUUUGGUUUCGAUAUCACAACUUGCCAGUUAUCCGGAGAUUUUCAUUGGAUUUUUCACACAAGUCAGAACACCAUGUCUGAGAGAAAAGCCGUCAUCAAGAACGCUGACAUGAGCGAGGACAUGCAGCAGGACGCUUGUGAAUGCGCCACUCAAGCUAUGGAGAAGUUCAACAUUGAGAAGGACAUUGCUGCAUUCAUUAAAAAAGAGUUCGACAAGAAGUACAACCCCACAUGGCAUUGUAUUGUCGGCCGCAACUUCGGCAGCUACGUCACCCACGAGACCAAGCACUUCGUCUACUUCUAUCUGGGACAGGUGGCCGUUCUCCUCUUCAAAUCAGGAUGAACAAUGGACCACGAGGAUGAAUAACGGGGACAAUAGAUAAAGUUACGGUUUCAUUGUCAAGUGCUCAAGUCUAUAUCUCUCAUCACGGAUACAAUACAUAAACAUUUCACACAAAUAAAUACCUUUGUUGAAAUUCUUGGGAAUAUUGAAAUACAAAAUAUUAUUGUGUCUGUAUAAUUUACAAUGCAAAAUCUUACAGACCAUAUCACAUCCAAAGAAUAUCAUUUUGUGCCUUUCAAAUGACAUUUUGCGCCUUUGUCAUUUCUUCCUAUGUGAUUCCUUGAUACGUCUUUGAUCUCAGAUGCUUAUGAAUGUUCGCUGAUGAUUAUUUUAUGUGUCGGUUUGUUGUAGAGUAUUGAUGUGUAUCUUUCUAAAGUAAACAAGCCUUUUGUUUACAAUCACGUCAAAUAUCAUGUAGCUGACACCAAGAUGUCAGCCCGUUUCAUAACCUAACCUGAUAUGACGAAAGAAAAACUGAAACAUGCUGUUUGUCUUUUAUAUCGGAAUCUCUGUUUUACCUAUUGUUAAGUUUGGAGGAAAAUAAAUGAUUUAAAUCUAUAAC
Molecule: messenger RNA, 949 nt
Organism: Haliotis rubra (blacklip abalone)
Lineage: Eukaryota; Metazoa; Mollusca; Gastropoda; Lepetellida; Haliotidae
Product: dynein light chain 2, cytoplasmic-like
Exons: 2
Coding region: 118-387 (89 amino acids)
Biological process (GO): microtubule-based process; cilium assembly
Cellular component (GO): cytoplasmic dynein complex
Molecular function (GO): dynein intermediate chain binding; dynein light intermediate chain binding
Source: RefSeq, a predicted model, not a curated record